Molecule: messenger RNA, 429 nt
Organism: Didymodactylos carnosus
Lineage: Eukaryota; Metazoa; Rotifera; Eurotatoria; Philodinida; Philodinidae
Source: the annotation of a GenBank genome assembly
AUGGAGAGUGAAAAUGUGGUACGAUUUUUAUUUGAAUUAGCACGUGAAAAAGAACCAUGUAUUGUGUUUAUUGAUGAAAUUGAUGCACUGUUUAUGACGGCGUCCAUUCAUAAUAAAUCUGUUCAACAAAUGAAAAUAGAAUUUCUUGAACAGAUGGAGAGAAUGGAUUGUCAUCUUUCACGUAUGCAUUUUGAGAAACUUAUUUAUAUACUUCUACCUGAUUUACAAGCGCAUUUAAAUUUGUUUAAAUUCUACAUUCAACCAGAUACACGUCAUACAAUUGAAGAUAAUGAUUGGAAAAUAUUAGCGGAAAAAUCAGAGAGUUAUUUCGGAGCAGAUAUUAAUCUGUUAGUUCGGGAAGUCGGAUAUGAUGGCCGUGUUAUCGAUGCAGAAACCCAGUGUUUCGAAGCAAGAAUUAAAACAGUUUAA